CAAAACAAAACCCACAUAGCAAACCAAUCUUUAAAUACCAAAACCCUAGCUUCCGCACCCUCUCUCGUAUUCUAUUCUCAUCUCUCACGCCGCUUAGCUCCAAGCUCUGUAACUCGAGGAUAAUCGAAGAUGAGUCGAGGGAGUGCACCAGUUCCCAAGGGGAAGAAGAAGGGAGUCUCGUUUACUGUUGACUGUACGAAGCCAGUGGAGGACAAGAUCAUGGACAUUGCAUCCCUGGAGAAGUUUCUCCAGGAGAGGAUCAAGGUUGGUGGCAAGGCUGGUGCUCUUGGUGACACUGUCACUGUAACCCGGGAGAAGAGCAAGAUUACUGUUGCUUCUGACAGUAACUUCUCUAAGAGGUAUCUGAAGUACUUGACAAAAAAGUACCUGAAGAAACACAAUGUGCGUGAUUGGCUCCGCGUGAUUUCUUCAAACAAAGAUAGAAAUGUGUAUGAACUUAGGUACUUCAACAUUGCUGAGAAUGAAGGGGAGGAAGAAGAUUGAAAAUCUGAACUGGCUUAGUCAUUUAAGACUUUUGCUUACCUUAUAUUCAGGGAUCUUUCUUUCUGUUUUAGCGUUGCCUUUGGGAUGCUGCUUUUUGUUGAAACUGUUUUAACAAUUUUGUUGAGUAAAUUAGAGAUUUUACAAUAUUCCUAUUGUUGGAUUGGUAAUAUAGAAAGUCUGUCAUUGUCGAAUCCAGCUUUGUUGUUUUGAUGCAUUGUAUUGGAGUUCCAAGCAACUUUUAUGAGGUUACAAGUUGUGCUUGAUUCAUUCUUUUGCA
This is a messenger RNA of Quercus lobata, 781 nucleotides long. RefSeq names its product 60S ribosomal protein L22-2. Gene Ontology annotation, biological process: cytoplasmic translation. Lineage: Eukaryota; Viridiplantae; Streptophyta; Magnoliopsida; Fagales; Fagaceae. Gene Ontology annotation, cellular component: ribosome. Gene Ontology annotation, molecular function: RNA binding; structural constituent of ribosome. The transcript is spliced from 3 exons. The coding region runs from base 130 to 504 and encodes 124 amino acids. The record is from RefSeq and is a predicted model, not a curated record.